Punica granatum (pomegranate) is the source of this 1394-nucleotide messenger RNA. NCBI's taxonomy places the organism in Eukaryota, Viridiplantae, Streptophyta, Magnoliopsida, Myrtales, Lythraceae. The record is from RefSeq and is a predicted model, not a curated record.
UCUGUGAUCUCGACAGUCGAAGUGAACCGAGUCGAGAAGGAACCGACCAGUGACUGAGCUCGGGAGAGAUGUCAUCGUCGGAAGGGGAGGAAGACCCGGCGGUGUGGCUCCCGCUCAGGGCGCGGCCGGAGUGGGCGGACGUGGCGCCGCUGCCCCAAGAUGACGGCCCCAACCCGGUGGUGACCAUUGCCUACAAGGAUGACUUCCGGGAGACGAUGGACUACUUCCGGGCCGUCUUCAGAGCCAACGAGCUCUCCCCUCGGUCCCUCGCCCUCACCUCUCUCGCCAUCUCCUUCAACGCCGGGAAUUACACUGUUUGGCAAUUUAGGCGUCGAGUUCUCGAGGCUCUCGGCUCUGAUUUGCACCAUGAACUGGAUUUCACUGAGCAGAUUGCCAAGGGUAACGCCAAAAAUUACCAGUUGUGGCAUCACAGGCGGUGGGUUGCAGAGAAACUUGGACCUGAUGCUGCAGAUAGGGAACUUAAAUUCACGAGGAAGAUUUUCUGCAUGGAUGCUAAGAACUAUCAUGCCUGGUCCCAUAGGCAGUGGGUUCUUCAAAAUCUGGGAGGGUGGGACGAUGAGCUCGAUUAUUGUCAGCAGCUCCUCGAGGAAGACAUUUUCAACAAUUCUGCUUGGAACCAGAGAUAUUUCGUCAUUACAAGAUCUCCUCUCUUAGGAGGCCUGAAAGCAACGAGAGACUCUGAAGUUGCGUACGCAGUUGAAUCCAUCAAGAGCUUUCCUGAGAACGAGAGCCCAUGGAGAUACCUCCAUGGUCUUUACAAGAAUGACACUGCAGCUUGGGUGAAUGAUCCUCGGGUCUCUUCAAUUUGUCUGGACAUCCUCAAAGCCAAGAGACAUUGUGUGUUUGCUCUAAGUACGCUGCUGGAUCUCCUGUGCCAUGGAUAUAAUCCAAGCCAAGAAGUGAUGGAUGCUGUAAAUGGGAUGGGGAUUUCAGAUUCCGAUUCAACAGGUUCUGAUUCUGGUAUAGCGAAAUUUAUUUGUUCGAUUCUGGGGCAGGAGGACCCCAUGAGAGCUAAUUAUUGGGCAUGGAGGAAGAGUCAGCUGCCUUAACGAGCUCGUACCGUAUGUUGUUCUCCUCUGGUCUCUGCUGUCGAUUUCGACCUUCAGAGACUAGUCUGUUCUUUACUGAAGAUUGAGAGUUCCAGAUACGAAAGUUUUCAAUCUAGGGUGUAGGCUCCGCCCCAUCAAUUUAUUCUAGAAGCUGAUAAUUGUGGGGUUUUCUAUACUCAAUUUGCAACUUAGAUAAAGCUUUUUUUUUUUUUUACUGGUUGAAACCUUGUAACUUACGUAAAGCUUUGCAUUAGUGUAAUUUGAAUCUGUACCGGACCUUGGUUGGAUAUUCAGAACUACGAUCUAUGCCAGGUCCUGGCCUCA